GAAUUUGACAUCGUUUAUGAUACUAAAUUAUUCUCCUGUUAAUCGUAAAUGUUAUUUUACUAUAUCGUUUGUUGCUUUUAGAGUAGCAUGUAAAACAGGGUUUAAUUAUAGCAGCUAAACAGACAGAAAAACUAUCUAAAUCUGGCUAUCCGCAUAUGUCAUAAAGAUGCAAAUGCCCCGUAAAGAAAUGAUAAUCAUUAGCUGAACAAUAAUGUUUAAAAGAAUUCUGAUUAGAUGACAGCCUAGGGUUUAGAUGAGUGUACACCUAAGAAAGCCUUUAGCCCAUACCAUUAAAUUAAAUAUUUGUUUACAAGUACAGUACAUCGAGUGUUUUUAAGCGUGCUUAGUCGAUUUUCAUAACAGUACUAGGGCAUCACUAACUUGGUCUUCAGGCACUCCAUUAAAGUAGGUCUGCCUGAUUCAGAUUUGAAAGUUUCUCGCGGCGGUUUACUGAAAACACUGCCGUGAAAUUAUAAGGUAAAUAAAGUGACACCGAUCGCAUACAUAUUUGUAGCAACGUCUAGGAAUGUUUAAAUACAACUUAAUAUAAAAUACACUCGCAGUAAGAUGCUGCUCGAAUACCGCGCCUAGACAGCCACACUCAAGAUGUCGCUCGAGCUCUGAUUGGCCAAGAGUGCCGUCUGUAUGCCAGCUUGGCCGGAACUGGCCGGUUGUCUGGUAGCAUGCUAGUGUGUGGCGAGAGCGCUCCCCUUAGUAACAGUGUGGAGGAGGGUGAGGUAAUACUGAGAAGAUUCUUCUGCACUGAGACGGACGCCGAACGAAAUAUAUUUGAGCAGACGGCUAGGCGUCUGCGUCUAGUGUUUUAUCUCUUUUCUCCUGCGAGUGAGAAGGGGCAGCUGGCCGAGUGCGGAAUACACUUUGCUUAUACAUACCCGGUAUAAAGUCGCCGUGGUUACUUACAGCUUUCCAACUUUCCCUGUUCAUACAAGUCGCUGUCGUACCUCCCAGUCGUUUCAGUCAUGUCCACAGGAGGUGAUUUCGGCAACCCGCUGAGGAAAUUUAAACUGGUCUUCCUGGGCGAACAAAGCGUGGGGAAGACUUCAUUGAUCACAAGAUUCAUGUAUGACAGUUUUGAUAACACCUACCAGGCAACAAUAGGAAUAGAUUUCUUAUCGAAAACAAUGUACCUUGAAGACAGAACAGUGCGGUUGCAGUUAUGGGAUACGGCAGGGCAGGAACGGUUCAGGAGCUUGAUUCCUAGCUACAUUCGUGACUCAACUGUUGCAGUUAUUGUCUAUGAUAUAACAAAUGUAAACUCUUUCCAACAAACAACAAAAUGGAUUGAUGAUGUGAGAACAGAGAGAGGAGGUGAUGUAAUCAUCAUGUUGGUGGGAAACAAAACAGAUCUUGCAGAUAAAAGGCAAAUAACUACUGAAGAAGGAGAGCAAAGAGCCAAAGAGCUGAAUGUUCUCUUUAUUGAAACAAGUGCAAAGACAGGCUACAAUGUUAAACAGCUUUUUCGACGUGUAGCAGCUGCCUUGCCUGGAAUGGAAAGCACACAAGAUAAAAGCAGAGAAGACAUGAUUGAUAUAAGACUUGAGAAGCCCCCAGAACAACCAGUCAGCGAGGGAGGCUGCUCAUGUUAAUGCUGUUGAUCUGAUUGUUUGUUUAUCUUUAUUUUCAUUAAAUGCCACUGCUACUCAUUUCCAUUGGCUGCAGUGUGAAUAUCAGCUUGUAACUUUUUCACUUAGUGUUUAAAAAAAAAUUAAAAAAAACAAACACCAGGUUUUAUUCUGCCUGUCUCCUUAGCUUAACAGGAACAAUAAGAUAACUUUAUACUAUGAAAAACAAACUGCAGAAUGGCAAGUCUUUCCAGCAGGCUUCACUUUUGUUAAGUGAUGCAUUCAAUUUUUCAGCUUUAUAUUACAGAAAUGUACUUUUAAAAGUUGGAACACAGUUGUGUUUUUCAGAGAGGUUCAUGUAUCUGUACGGUCUACUGUAUAGAACUUAAUCAUUCUGCACCAUUACUUUACUGAACUCAAAACAAGACAGCAGGCAUUAACUUAAUUAAAAAGAAUGUGUAAAUAUGUAACCCUUCUGAUCAGAAUAAUCAGGAGAUAUACUGUAUGAGUGAAUUCAUUCUCAUGCCUAAGAACCAAGUUACCAUUUCACAGGUAAUUUGGAAUUCUUCUUUUUGUUUUACUUACUUUUGAUCCUUUAGAUUUUUUUGUGAAGAGGGUCCAAAAUUUUGUUUGAAAUUCUUUUGGGUGCAGCGAAGGAAUGCAUUAGGAAUGUAACCAAUUAAAUAAAGUGUUUUAACUCUUUAAUCAAGAAGUGUGGCAUGCUGAUUCACAAUUCUAGAAUGGAAAACACUUCAAGCUGUCAGAAUAUUUAAAGUUUUAAACUCUUAUGAAAAAAUUAAAGUGAGUUUCUUAUAGAGAGUUAAAUCUUGAUAAUAUUUUUUAUUUUUACACUUGUUAAGGAAUGUGUCAUCAUGAUACUAAACGUUAUGCAGACAUGCCUUUUUAAUUUAAACAUUUUCUUAGAGCUUCCACAGUUUUGUUUUUACGAUUGUUUAGUUACAAUUAGCCUAACUGUAUAGUAUAGUUCAUUAAAUUAAACCCUGGUUCUGUACUGUUUAUUUCUGCAGAUGAAUGCUUUAUGUAUUUUUUUUAUUUCUAUAAGCUGAAAUACACAUUUUUAUUUUCUACAUGACCAUAGAUUUAGCUUUUUCAUCUUCCUUAAAGCCAUUACAAAUGGUACCUUGUAAUUCAUUGUGUUUUCAUGUGCCGUUUUAAACCUCCAUAUCCUGUUGUAGAAUAUACUGAAAAUGUCUGUUGUAUAGUAUUUUACAGAUCUGAUACAUUUUAACCACAGCAAUUACUUGGAUGUCAUAUUUGCACUACCUUUCAUGUAGUGACACAAACAGGCACAUAAGCACUCACACAGUUUGUUUGUUAGGUUAGCCAACAUAUUGAAUAAAUUUGGGUUACUGGUUCAUUGCUUUUGUCCUGAUGCAAAAAUUUGUUAGCCUUGAUCUCAAAUUUAAAAACACAGCUUUUUUUCAUCUUGCUUACUGGAACUUUCAGUGUUUUUGAAAUCUCAGCUACUCACUUGCUUAAGGUUUUUAACAAUAUUCAGCUUCUUAACUUAUUGUUUUAUUACACAACAUGUGGUGGCUUUGGUUUCCUAUGCAGAAUUGUGUAAAGUUUUGCUACUUUUUUGUACAUUGCUGAAAGCAAAAAAGAUAAACUGUGAGGAAAUAUAGUUUUUGUGUAGCGUAAAAACACUACUGAUGUUUAUCUCAGUCUUACUUUGCAUUUAGCACAGUUUGCUGCCUACUCUAAAGCAUGACGUUUAAGUAUGUUUUUCUGUUAAAAAGGUUGAGCCUGUAAUAAUUUAGCUUUCAAAAUAAUUAUUUUGAGAGCAUGUUUCAGAGAAUACAAAUUAUUUCUUUUUAAGCAAAAAACUAGGUGCUCAAAAUUCCAUUUUACACUGGUAUCCUCUGUUUUACAUCUAGUUGUUUUUGUGGCAUAGGCAGUUUGUAUUGGCUAAAUAUUGCACUGUAACAUACCAAAGGAAAGAAGAUUGGUUAGAAGAACAUACAAAAGCAAACUGCAUUUAGGAUGGCAAUUUAAUUUGUUCAGCUAACCCCUUUAUUAAAAGUGCAGUUUUUCCAUAUUCCUGGAGUUUAAACACUGACAUGUUAAUUGUCGUGCACAUGGAUACAGAAUCUCAGUGGUGAGUGUAAACCCUGAAUCUCUUUGGGUUUAGACUUAAUGCUGGCAGGCUACAUUGACAAUGUUGUCAUAUACUUGGGUUGGAAAAUAAGAAGGUAAAAAAGCAUGUUUAAUUACUGUCUAAAUGCAUCAGGUGUGAUAAAAAAAUCACCAGUGCAAAAGCAGUUAAAUGUCAAAGACAGACUGGGCAUCUGUUUUCGAGCAGUGGUGGGAGUUUUGAAACAGACAUAUUUUUGACUUGACUGUUGAAUUUUGUGCAACUGUUUGUCCUUUUAUGUAUGUCUUUUUAAAAAGGAGGAUGAGCAUUAACCAGAAGUACUUUGAAGAAAGUAGAUUUUGGCUUUGAAACAAAAGUACCUCAUCCUCUUAUUUCAUAAUGUUAAUACCCAAAGCCUGAAAAAUAAAACACCUAAUGUACCCACUCAA
Polypterus senegalus (gray bichir) is the source of this 4127-nucleotide messenger RNA. RefSeq names its product RAB6A, member RAS oncogene family (gene rab6a). The transcript has 8 exons. NCBI's taxonomy places the organism in Eukaryota, Metazoa, Chordata, Cladistia, Polypteriformes, Polypteridae. Bases 981 to 1607 code for a protein of 208 amino acids. Gene Ontology annotation, molecular function: GTP binding; GTPase activity. The record is from RefSeq and is a predicted model, not a curated record.